AUGCUGGACCCGGGGAUCAAGGAGCAGCAGGGGUACGGCCCGGUGGAGUCCGGUGAUGCGGCUGAUGUGUGGAUCCUCAAUGCAGAGGGCAAGGCGUUCGUUGGUGAUGCCAUUAAUGAGCAGCAGGGGUACGGCCCGGUGGAGUCCGGUGAUGCGGCUGAUAGGGAGGGUGCACUGUGGGGCAUGAAACUGCUGAGUGCCAUUAAGGAGCAGCAGGGGUACGGCCCGGUGGAGUCCGGUGAUGCGGCUGAUGUGUGGAUCCUCAAUGCAGAGGGCAAGGCGUUCGUUGGUGAUGCCAUUAAUGAGCAGCAGGGGUACGGCCCGGUGGAGUCCGGUGAUGCGGCUGAUGUGUGGAUCCUCAAUGCACAGGGCAAGGCGUUCGUUGUUGACGUGUGGCCCGGCCCCUGCAAGUUCCCCGACUACACAAUGCAGCGAGCAAGGGAGUGGUGGCGAGACAUGGUGGCAGAUUUCGCAAAGGAGGGAGUGGACGGCAUUUGGAACGACAUGAACGAACCCACUGUGUUCCGGGCUGUCAACAAGACCAUGCCAGACGACAACAUUCACCGGGGGGAUGACCACAUGGGUGGCACCCAGAAUCACCUGCACUAUCACAAUGUAUACGGCAUGCUCAUGGCUCGAGCCACCAGCGAGGGUCUAGGAAAGGCUCUCCCCGACAAGCGGCCGUUUGUGCUGACCCGGGCGGGGUUUAUCGGCAGCCAGCGCUAUGCUGCCUCAUGGACGGGAGACAAUCUGGCCACCUGGGAGUACCUCCACAUGAGUGUCCCAAUGGCACUCAACAUGGUACGGUACGGUGUGGUGAGGUAUGGUGUGGUGCAUUGUCGUAUGGUUGGGGACGUGGCAACGGGGUUUAUUGGCAGCCAGCGCUAUGCUGCCUCGUGGACGGGAGAUAUCCUGGCGACCUGGGAGUACCUCCACAUGAGCAUGGCGCUGAACAUGGCUCUGAGCGGCCAGCCUCUGAACGGGCCGGACAUUGGAGGCUUUGCUCUGAACGCCACUCCCCGGCUGUUUGCUCGGUGGAUGGGAAUCGGUGCUCUGCUGCCCUUCUCUCGUGGACACUCUGAGAAAGGGACAAAGGACGCCGAACCAUGGGUGUUUGGGGAAGCGGUGAGAGGAACGGGAGGGAGGGUGGGAAAGCGGAUUGCUGCACAAGGGUUUGUGGGGAUGGGUAUUGGGGUUUUGCUGCCUUUCUCCCGCGGGCACUCGGAGAAAGGGACAAAGGACGCCGAACCAUGGGUGUUUGGGGAAGCGGCCAUCGAGCGUCGAUACCGUCUGCUGCCGCACCUCUACACACUCUUUUUCCAUCACGACAACACCGGCAGCCCUGUCAUCUCGCCCCUCGUCUUUGCUGGUACGUCUGUUUAG
Messenger RNA from Closterium sp. Yama58-4, 1383 nucleotides. NCBI's taxonomy places the organism in Eukaryota, Viridiplantae, Streptophyta, Zygnematophyceae, Desmidiales, Closteriaceae. The record is from the annotation of a GenBank genome assembly.